Messenger RNA from Chlorella variabilis, 1231 nucleotides. Its product is annotated as expressed protein. The record is from RefSeq and is a predicted model, not a curated record. Lineage: Eukaryota; Viridiplantae; Chlorophyta; Trebouxiophyceae; Chlorellales; Chlorellaceae. The coding region runs from base 101 to 1099 and encodes 332 amino acids. The transcript is spliced from 6 exons. Gene Ontology annotation, biological process: intracellular transport.
CUGAGCAGCCUCCCCAAGCCAGCCCUCACCAUCAUCUGGUCAGCGCACGGCCCUAGACCCUCUGCUGCUGCCAGGCAGCAGUGGUCACGGUGUGGCGCUGAUGCUCGAGCGUAAAGCCGAAGCGGACGCUCUCGGUCACAAGUCCGCCAUGAUGAAUGGCACUGCUGGCGACAGGAAGGCCACCUUCGCCCGAGACCUGGCAGCCCUCAACUCCCAGUUUGCUGCCUGGGUGGCGGAGCAGAGCAGGGCUGCUCCCAAAGAGCUCUGGACUGAUGGCGUGGAGGAUUACCUGCAGUACGCCAAGCAGCUUCUGGCCGACUUCAAGGAUGUACUGGAGGACAGCGGCAAGCCAGCGGCGGCGGCGGGCGGCACCGGCGCAGGCGUCUUUGGGUUCGGGGCGUCCGCACCAGCAGCCGGCGCACCAGCAGCUGGCAGCAGCAAGCCGCCGCUGGCCCCCGGCGGCCUGUUUGGCGGCAGCAGCACUGGCGGGGCAGCAGCCCCCGCCUCAAUCUUUGGCGCCCUGCCCUCCACCGGCGGCGCCUUUGCCCUGGGCGGCAGCGCGCCCGCCUUUGGCGGCUUUGGCAGCGGCGCUGGCAGCGCGGCCAACAGCGGCGGCAGCGGCCUGUUUGCUGUGCCCAGCACCGGCACGCUGGGCAGCAGCCUCAACACGGGGGCGGCGGCGGCGGAGGAGGAUGAGGAGGGGGACGAGGGGGAGCAGGAUGCGGAGCCCUCGGUCCAGCUGGAGGCUGCAGAGGGGACCGAGAUGCUGGCCAAGCAUCGGGUGAAGCUGAUGAGCAUGCAGAACAACAAGUGGACGGACAGGGGGCUGGGCACGCUGACGCUGCGGCGCUCCACCGGGGACGACGCCGCCAGCAAGCGACCCUACUUUGUGUACACCACAGACUCGGGUCGAGUGCUGAUCAACGCGCCGCUGGUGCCAAACCUGAAGCCCACCAUCAACCCCAAGACCCCCGCCAACAUUGUCAUGCUCCUCUUCUCUACUGUGGACGGCGUGGAGGACCGCGGCAUGCACGUGUUCAGGUGUGAGAGCGCUGACGUGGCCAAGCAGCUGCUGAAAACCAUCACAGAGCUCGCUUGAAUGACCGACGGCGAUGCUGCAAGCAGCCGCCCCACCAGCAGAGCCACGGUGGUCCGAUGUACCAUUCUUGAGCUGUCUGCUGCUGCAUGCAAAUUGUGAUGCGGCCUAACAAGUGCAAGUGGAUGGGUGGAU